AGAAACGUUCAUCGCAGCUUCCUGUGACCACACUCACAUAUAAGGAUUUCCUUGACUGUCACAGCAUGGAUAAUCUUUUCACCUCUUCCUUCCCUGUUUCAUGCCAGAACUCUAGAGACUAUAAUCUCACAACCGUCUGUCCUGACAACCAAACUGUAAACUCCACGUCUCCAGCUCUGCUUAACCCUCCAGCAUUUGGGAUGUCCUACUUCACCAUGACCCUUGGCGCACUCUCUAAUCUAACCGCACUAGCAAUCCUAGCCCAUUCCUACGCCCGCUUACGCCGACGAGCCAAAGCACCGUUUCUACUGCUGGCUUCAGCCCUGCUUGUAAGCGACCUGGCUGGUCAUGUGAUCACAGGGGCUUUGGCGCUUCACCUCCAUCUUGGGAGGGUGAAACAUCACGGGGUGGCAGUAAUAGUGGAGCCCCCACAGGUUUACUGCAAAUUAUUUGGCGGUUGCAUGGUGUUUUUUGGCCUUUGCCCUCUGCUGCUAGGCAGUGCGAUGGCGGUGGAGCGCUGCAUAGGCAUAACACAACCUCUCCUGCACCCAACGAUAGUCACCAUGACACGCGUCCGCCUCACCGUGCUGCUGAUCACCUUCACGGCCCUCGUUUUGGCAGGACUCCCUCUGCUAAACGUAGGCAAUUACAAACCACAGUUCCCUGGCACUUGGUGUUUCUUACCUGUUAACAGUCUGCUCUCCAUCACUGAUGCCAACCUCGCUCUGGCUUUUUCCACACUGGGGCUUGUAACAUUGACCAUCUCAGUUGUGUCCAAUACUAUAAGUGGACUGAAGUUGCUCCAGGCAAGGUUUAAGGACCGAUGUGUUAAGUCAAGCAUCGCUCGGAGACAUGGAUCCUUCCCAUCUUCAUCUCUGCACUCCCUGGAUGUGGAGAUGAUGACGCAGUUGGCCGCGAUAACAGUGGUCUCCUGUGUCUGUUGGAGUCCUUUUCUUAUUUACAUCCUCAUAUCCGUUAGCAGGUUUUAUGAAGGAAUCAGAAGGCCGAGGCGUCAGUGUGAGAAGCUGCUUCUCUUGGCUCUGCGUUUGGCGAGCUGGAACCAGAUUCUGGAUCCGUGGGUUUACAUCCUCCUCCGGAGAGCGGUUCUGCGCAGACUGCUUCAGCUUCUGCAGCCGGACAGAUUCGUGUUUACACACAGCGGCUCCUACGGAGACUCGCACAGAAAGCAAAUUAGUUUGCACUGA
Molecule: messenger RNA, 1205 nt
Organism: Sinocyclocheilus anshuiensis
Lineage: Eukaryota; Metazoa; Chordata; Actinopteri; Cypriniformes; Cyprinidae
Product: prostaglandin E2 receptor EP1 subtype-like
Exons: 2
Coding region: 66-1205 (379 amino acids)
Biological process (GO): positive regulation of cytosolic calcium ion concentration; adenylate cyclase-activating G protein-coupled receptor signaling pathway; inflammatory response
Cellular component (GO): plasma membrane
Molecular function (GO): thromboxane receptor activity; prostaglandin E receptor activity
Source: RefSeq, a predicted model, not a curated record